Messenger RNA from Protobothrops mucrosquamatus (brown spotted pit viper), 2875 nucleotides. RefSeq names its product unc-13 homolog B (gene UNC13B). The record is from RefSeq and is a predicted model, not a curated record. Gene Ontology annotation, biological process: presynaptic dense core vesicle exocytosis; dense core granule priming; synaptic transmission, glutamatergic. NCBI's taxonomy places the organism in Eukaryota, Metazoa, Chordata, Lepidosauria, Squamata, Viperidae. The annotation marks the transcript as partial. The transcript has 19 exons. Gene Ontology annotation, molecular function: diacylglycerol binding; calmodulin binding; syntaxin-1 binding. Gene Ontology annotation, cellular component: synaptic vesicle membrane; presynaptic active zone cytoplasmic component; terminal bouton.
GCAUUUUGCAUGUCUUUCGUCGAAAUACAUGUGCCCCGGAGUGCCGGCCGUGAUGAGCACCUUGCUGGCCAACAUCAAUGCUCACUACGCCCACACCGCGGCCUCCACCCAGGUCUCCGCCUCUGAUCGCUUCUCGGCCUCAAACUUUGGGAAAGAACGAUUUGUGAAACUGCUGGACCAGCUGCACAAUUCCCUCCGGAUUGACCUCUCCAUGUACAGGAACAACUUCCCUGCCAGCAGCCGGGAGCGUCUGCAGGACCUCAAGUCCACCGUGGACCUGCUGACCAGCAUCACCUUUUUCCGAAUGAAGGUCCAGGAGCUGCAGAGCCCCCCACGCGCCAGUCAGGUGGUCAAGGGCUGCGUCAAGGCCUGCCUCAACUCCACCUAUGAGUACAUCUUCAACAACUGCCACGAGUUGUACAGCCAGGAGUAUCAGAUGGACACAAACAAAGCGCAGGAGGUGCCUCCCGAGGAGCAGGGUCCCAGCGUCAAGAACCUGGACUUCUGGCCCAAACUCAUCACCUUGAUCGUCUCCAUCGUGGAGGAGGACAAGAACUCCUACGCCCCCAUCCUCAACCAGUUUCCUCAAGAACUUGCGGUGGGCAAGAUCAGCGCGGAAGUCAUGUGGAAUCUUUUCGCUCAGGAUAUGAAAUACGCCAUGGAAGAGCAUGAGAAGCAGCGGCUGUGCAGGAGCGCCGACUACAUGAAUCUGCACUUCAAGGUGAAGUGGCUUUAUAACGAGUACCUCUGCAGCCUGCCAGCCUUCAUGGGGAUGGUGCCCGAGUACCCAGCGUGGUUCGAGGCCUUCGUGGUGCAGUGGCUGGACGAGAACGAAGAGGUCUCCCUGGAAUUCCUGCACGGAGCUCUGGAGCGGGACAAGAAGGACGGGUUUCAACAAACGUCUGAGCACGCCCUCUUCUCCUGCUCGGUGGUCGAUAUCUUCACCCAGCUGAAUCAGAGUUUUGAGAUCAUCAAGAAGCUGGAAUGCCCUGAUCCAGCCAUUGUCGCUCGCUACAUGCGGCGUUUUGCCAAGACCAUCGGGAAGGUGCUGGUGCAGUAUGCUGAUGUUGUCUCCAAGAUCUUCCAGAGCUUCUGCUCCAAGGAGAAGGUGCCCUGCAUCCUGAUGAACAAUGUCCAGCAGCUGAGGGUGCAACUGGAGAAGAUGUUUGAGGCCAUGGGUGCUAAAGAGCUGGACCCCGAGGCCAGCGAUUCCUUGAAGGAGCUGCAGGUGAAGCUGAACAACGUGCUGGAUGAGCUCAGCACCACCUUCGGAAACAGCCUGACCCUCUUUGCAAACGUCUGCGAGAAGACCGUGCUGAAGCGGCUGCUGAAGGAUCUGUGGCGGGUUGUGAUGGACACCCUGGAGAGGCUGAUUGUGCUGCCUCCCCUCACGGAUCACACUGGGACCCAGCUGAUUUUCAGUGCUGCUAAAGAACUGGGCCAUUUAUCCAAGCUGAAGGAUCACAUGGUCCGGGAGGAAACCCGGAGCCUGACCCCCAGGCAGUGCGACGUGCUGGAACUGGCGCUGGACACGAUUAAACAAUACUUCCAUGCCGGGGGGAACGGGCUGAAGAAGGCCUUCCUGGAGAAGAGCUCGGAGCUGCAGUCGCUGCGCUAUGCCCUCUCCCUCUACACCCAGACCACCGACACCCUCAUCAAGACCUUCGUCCAGACCCAGACAGCACAAGGCUCCGUAGCAGAGGACCCCGUGGGCGAAGUCUCCAUCCAGGUGGACCUCUACACGCACCCAGGCAGUGGGGAGCACAAGGUCACCGUGAAAGUGGUGGCUGCCAACGACUUAAAGUGGCAAACCACCGGCAUGUUUCGCCCCUUCGUGGAGGUCACCAUGAUUGGGCCACACCAAAGUGACAAGAAGCGGAAAUUCACCACCAAGUCCAAGAGCAACAACUGGGCUCCAAAGUACAAUGAGACAUUCCACUUCGUCCUGGGCAAUGAGGACGGGCCGGAUGCCUACGAGCUGCAGGUCUGCCUGAAGGACUACUGCUUUGCCCGCGAGGACCGGGUCCUGGGCAUCGCCGUGCUGCAGCUCCGGGAGGUGGUGGAGAAGGGCAGCUGCGCCUGCGGGUGCCCGCUGGGCCGGAGGAUCCACAUGGACGAGACGGGGAUGACCAUUCUGAGGAUCCUCUCACAAAGGACCAACGAUGAAGUGGCCAAGGAGUUCGUCAAGCUCAAGUCCGAGUCCCGCUCCCUGGAAGAAGGGAGAUGAUCCCGGCCUCCGUCUCGGACUGCUUGGACUAGACACGCGGAGCAGCACCCCUUCCCCCGGGGCACCCCAGGUGGAGCUUGGGGGGGGACUGUGAAAUCUUCCUUCCCAAAGGAGUCUCUGGAAUGGAUCGGACCAGGGGGGGUCAUGACCCCCUCCUGCUUCAGCAGCUGUGCACAAGGAGUGGGGGCAACAUGCGCCCGCCAGAGGGAGGGGCAGGCGACCGAAUCUCAGGCCGGCAGGAAGACCCGGCCCCACAUUCCCUCCACUUGGGCGAGCCACAGGCAGGGAGAGAGGGGGCUCUUGAGCUUUGACCAGGCAGUGACGAGGGUCUCAGAAGGAUGCUUGCCUGGAGAGGCCAGUGGAAGGAGCCCCAGCGGGCCGUUGGCACCUCGUUGGUCGCCAUGGGGCGCAAGGAGGGAGCGUGCCUGACGCAAGCUCUGCUCUCCUCCGGUGCGGGUGAAGAUGAGGAGGGGCUUCCCUUUUUCUCUUGACGUUGUACAGCUUCACGGUCUUUCUCAGAACGCUUCUAGAUGCUGCUUAGCUGUCGUGGGCGGGUGUGAUUCAAAAAUGCUGUCGCCAAUUUUUAACCCCGUUGAAUGUGCCACCGUUGCAGGAAGUGUAGCCUUUAAUAAAGGAACGUUAGCGGCA